Messenger RNA from Phytophthora megakarya, 867 nucleotides. NCBI's taxonomy places the organism in Eukaryota, Oomycota, Peronosporomycetes, Peronosporales, Peronosporaceae. The record is from the annotation of a GenBank genome assembly.
AUGUUUCCGGAGUUGGAAGAGUUGAGUCCGGAAUGCGACAUCGACAAAGCUGACGUUGGCGUUCCAGGCGUCACGACCCCAGAGAUGAAGGACAAGAUGCGAAAGAUCUUGAAUUAUCAUCGUCGUAUCAUUUUAGGCAAUGGCAAUGCCGCACCGGCCCCAGCUCGUGGAGUCGUUUGUGACUUAGAUGUAGGUGAUGCGAUGCCGAUAGCACUGUGUGCUCGACAGAUCGCCUCCAGAUAUCUGCUGAAAGUUUACGAACUCCUGAUUAAGCUCCUAGAGACUGGACUCAUUACAUUGAACAUUUUGAAUCGGAUUGAUCAAGCUACCGCGAUACCCCUACCUCUGAUUGACGACUUGCUGACUGAUUUUAAUGCUGCGGCAUGGUUCAUGAGUCUAGAUACGGCGAGCGGUUUCUGGGCGAUCCAGAUGACAGAGCGGGCGAAGUUGGUUGCGGCCUUUGUCGGUCCAUUCGGACAUUUCCAGUGGAUCCUGAUGCCUUUUGAACUCAAGAAUGCACCGUUAGUGUAUCAGAGUGUGAUCAAUAACUGUCUCUGGGGAUUCGUGCAGCUCCCACCUGAGGAAGAGGCUAAGGUCGACCGAGAUGUCCUGGAAUUUCUGGAGUUGACCGUCCCAGACACAGGACCGACGAUAGAAGAUCCUCAAGGCGAAGGUGGUUUCAGACUUCCAGAUUUGAUGAAGGAGGCGACUGCAUUCAGGCGAAACAUUCCGACCCCGACGCAGAUGGGACCGGUUCUGGGACGAAGCUCUUACAUAGACGACAUAGCUCACGGGGCGCCUACCUGGGACAAACUUUGUGAAGACCUGAAUACUCUGCAAUUAUGGCUCCGAUACUGGAAUAUCUCG